Messenger RNA from Paracoccidioides brasiliensis Pb18, 1702 nucleotides. RefSeq lists its product as uncharacterized. The record is from RefSeq and is a predicted model, not a curated record. The transcript is spliced from 6 exons. Gene Ontology annotation, biological process: transport. The annotation marks the transcript as partial. Gene Ontology annotation, molecular function: transporter activity.
GUCGAUAUGGCUUCAAAUGAAAAAUUAUUGGAAGCCACUGCUUCAGCGAUAUGCCGUGAGGAUACUUUUAAUGGUUCCCAUAUAUUCGGUAUCGUCUUGGGUGAGCAUAAUUUCGUUGACCGCACCUGCUUUCGUAGUUCCGAUCCGCGAUAUAUAUGAGGCAUUUACGAUAUAUACAUUUUUUCAACUCCUUAUCAAUUGUCUUGGUGGAGAACGUGCUCUCAUAGUGAUGACACACGGGCGUGCACCAGUGCAGCAUGCUUGGCCUCUCAAUCACUGUCUUGCGAAAGUCGAUAUUUCGGAUCCCCAUACCUUCCUUACGAUGAAACGUGGUAUUCUCCAAUACGCGUGGCUAAAACCUAUUCUUGCUUUAGCAUCUAUCAUAAUGAAGGCUACUGGAACAUACCAAGAAGGCUAUCUUGGAAUUUCUUCAGGUUAUCUGUGGAUAGGAAUUAUAUUCAAUCUUAGCGUUACAAUCAGUCUUUACUCAUUGGCAAUGUUUUGGGUGUGUAUGCACGAUGACCUAAAACCAUUUCGUCCGGUUCCUAAAUUUCUUUGCGUCAAACUCAUUAUCUUUGCCUCCUAUUGGCAAGGAUUCUUCCUCUCGAUCCUACAAUGGCUUGGAGCCUUACCAAACGGGGUUGCAGGAUACACCUCCAACAACCUUGCUGCAGCAAUCCAGGACAGCUUGAUCUGUUUCGAGAUGCCCAUCUUUGCUCUCACCCACUGGUAUGCCUUCUCCUGGCAUGAUUAUGCCGAUCCAUCUGUGUCCGCCGCACGGAUGCCUGUCAAAUACGCCAUUCGGGAUGCUUUUGGAAUCCGAGAUCUUAUCGAAGAUACCAAAGAGACCUUCCGCGGAGAAAAAUAUCAAUAUAGGCAAUUUGACUCCGGUGACAAUGUAAUGGCGCAUGAGGAAUCCGACUCUCGCUUAGCCAGAGUGAUGGCUGGUAUGAGAUAUGAAAGGGGCGGGAAGGCUAAAUAUUGGAUCCCCAAACCCGGAGGAGCAACCAGCCGGACGCCGCUCUUAGGUUCGGUUAGCCGGAGGGGUUCUCAGAGGAGAUUUGCAAGAGGUAGUGCAAGUGAUGGAAGUUGUGCUAGCGAUGAUUCUGAGACAAUUACACUCGAUGAAGAAGACGAAAGGCUCUUCGAAAAUGCGAGGGCUUUGGAGUUUGGGGAUUAUAACUAUCCUGUGAUAACAGCAAAUGAAGUGCCACCCGAACUUCGACUACAGAGGCGGCCGAGGCUCUCUGUAUCAACCCCUCAUCGAAGAAACAGAUAUAUUCAUGCCAAUAACGAAGCAACAGAGAGUUCAUCAAGCCGAAGAUCGAAUCGCAGAUCGAAACGACCAGAUGCUAAUGGAAUCAAGCAACAUCGCAGCUCUAGUUUCUCCACCCAAUCCCGUUUGAGACAAAACCAACUGCUUGAUGUCGUGGAUGAUGUUGGAGUAGCUGAACAGGAGCGGGAGGAUGCAUGUGAACAAUGUGAACAAGGGCAGGGAAACAUAGCUGAUGAAUCGUGUUUAGUUGGCCACUCGGUAAAUACAAGUAACCGACUAGAAAGCAACGAAGGCAGGAGCGUCAUCGAACAUCCUAUGGAACAAGGCAGCUCGGCCGACGGGGAUAACAAGGCAGAUGCUGACAGCACAGGAAGAAAGAUGGCAUACGGGUCAUUCAAUGAGGAACGCGAUGCUUGGAGUAGAUGA